AUGGAGACACACGAACGCCCACGACCACUCUCGCCGUUCCUCGCAGUCUCCGCGCGAGAGGACGGCGGCGCCAUGGUGAAGGCGUGGGACCCCAAGUUUCCGGAUGGCCCGCCGGCCAACUUCGACCCGGAGAACCCCUUCAAGGACCGCUGGGCGCUCGUGGAGAUGCGCGAGCACAUGACCCGCAGAAAGGCGGUGGAAAUGGAGAAGGCCAAGGUGUUGAAAGAGAGGCUGCGAGAGUGCUACAUAAGGGAAGGUGUCAACCACCUGCAGAACUGCAGAGAGCUGGCCCUAACAUACCUGGAGUCCAUCAAGGGUAUCGGGUACAAUCUUGCAAACAGCGGUGCAUAUGACAAGCAAAAGUGGUGA
This is a messenger RNA of Ostreobium quekettii, 369 nucleotides long. NCBI's taxonomy places the organism in Eukaryota, Viridiplantae, Chlorophyta, Ulvophyceae, Bryopsidales, Ostreobiaceae. The record is from the annotation of a GenBank genome assembly.